Molecule: messenger RNA, 3550 nt
Organism: Sorex fumeus (smoky shrew)
Lineage: Eukaryota; Metazoa; Chordata; Mammalia; Eulipotyphla; Soricidae
Gene: PITPNA
Product: phosphatidylinositol transfer protein alpha
Exons: 12
Coding region: 143-955 (270 amino acids)
Biological process (GO): phospholipid transport
Cellular component (GO): cytoplasm
Molecular function (GO): phosphatidylcholine intramembrane carrier activity; phosphatidylcholine binding; phosphatidylinositol binding
Source: RefSeq, a predicted model, not a curated record
GGCGGCGGCGGCGGCGCGAGAGGCGGCGGGACCGGGGGGCGGCAGCCGGCGCGGCCACGCAGCGGGGCGGCGGGGACGGAGCAGACCGCGGGCACAGCGGCCGCCGGGACGCGGGCGGGCAGCCGCCAAGCCGCCGGGCGACAUGGUGCUGCUCAAGGAGUAUCGUGUCAUCCUGCCUGUGUCUGUGGACGAGUAUCAAGUAGGGCAGCUAUAUUCUGUGGCUGAGGCCAGCAAAAAUGAAACAGGCGGUGGUGAAGGCGUGGAGGUCCUAGUGAAUGAACCUUAUGAGAAGGACGGUGAGAAAGGCCAGUACACACACAAGAUCUACCACUUACAGAGCAAAGUCCCCACAUUUGUUCGAAUGCUGGCCCCAGAGGGAGCCUUGAAUAUCCAUGAAAAAGCAUGGAAUGCCUAUCCUUACUGCAGAACUGUUAUUACAAAUGAAUACAUGAAAGAAGACUUUCUGAUUAAAAUUGAAACCUGGCACAAACCAGAUCUUGGCACCCAGGAGAAUGUGCAUAAGCUGGAGUCUGAGACGUGGAAACAUGUGGAAGUCAUAUAUAUAGACAUUGCAGAUCGAAGCCAAGUACUUAGCAAGGAUUAUAAGGCAGAGGAAGAUCCAGCAAAAUUUAAAUCUGUUAAAACAGGCCGAGGACCCUUGGGCCCCAAUUGGAAGCAAGAACUUGGAAAUAAGAAAGACUGCCCCUACAUGUGUGCAUACAAACUGGUUACUGUCAAGUUCAAGUGGUGGGGCCUGCAGAACAAAGUGGAAAACUUUAUACAUAAGCAAGAGAAGCGUCUGUUUACAAACUUCCACAGGCAGCUGUUCUGUUGGCUUGAUAAGUGGGUUGACCUGACUAUGGAUGACAUUCGAAGGAUGGAAGAUGAGACAAAGAGACAGCUAGAUGAGAUGAGACAAAAGGACCCAGUGAAAGGAAUGACAGCGGAUGACUAAAGCCACCCCUUCCCUCUGCACUUUUUGCAAGACAGUGGUCAACAGGAAGGCCCAGCAGCUCCACCCUCCCGAGUGACAGGCCAUCAUCGGACGCAGCCUUUCUGUGCCCAUUCUUCAGGCAACUUUCCACCCCUCACUGUAGCUAAUUCUAGAUGCCCUUUAAUAUUGUGAACAAAUAGACCGUCUGGUAUUAUGAAGCCCGCGUGUGCGGGAGCCUGCUCCUCUGAGAUAUGUGGUGUGUAGGCUGCUGUAUUUACAGCUCCUCUCCCUCUCACACUGUGUUCUCAUCCAUUUUUGUGCCCCCCUCCCCCAGCCAUUAAUUCCAAGUGACAUUUUUAGUCUUUGAAAAUAGCUGCCUUUUGUGAUGUGGUGAUUUGAAUGAUUUAAGUUUGUUUGUUUUCAACCUUGGGAUAAAUUAAGGUAUUUUGCAUCCUGGGCAGAUCUUUGCAAUUCUGAAUGCUUACCUGGGGAGAGGGGAUGAGUUGGCUCCCCUGUCCCCGCACAGCCACCCCACUCUGGUUCCACAUGGCCACAGUAUCACUUUACUCUGACUUCUGUUCCCAGUAACCAAUUAUUAGUAUAUUCUAAGCACCAAGGAAAUACCCAGGGCCCAGUCAGUUUCUGUGCUGAAAAUUUGACAUAUGCAAAUAACCCUGCCCCAAGCAUUGCAUCUCUGGUCACUAUUCUUAGAACUUGCCUGUGACUUCUUGGCCCUCCUGUUGCCCACUCUUGUCUGAAUUUCUCUGCUGAGCCCAUCAAUAUGCCUAGGUCAACGCUCUACCUGGAGGGACCUGUCCAUUGUGGCCCAUAGAAGUGAGUCUACCCCAGAUAAUCAGUCUGCCCCCGGGGAGACCUUGUAUGUCCAUGCUCCUCAUCCCUUUUGGGCUGGUGCUGCCACUCAGCAAUAAUCCUCUCUGUGCUUUCUUAGAAUCCUGUCCUCUGUCUUUGAGGCUGGUCAGGACACAAAAAGUCUUGACCUUUUCAUGCUGCACAAAACAAGCAUGCAGAAAGCUUCUUCCCAGCAGAACAUGUUCCUUCUUGUCUCCAGUUGCUGUAAAAGAAUAUGGGGGAUCAAAGACUCAGCUCCUCCUGCCCCCUUGCUGAGUUCUGCCCUGGACAAUCAAAAGCAAGUCGUGACUGUAGUAAAGAACUCUACCAAAGUCAGCUGGUGAGAAAGUACAGGCUCCCAAGGGAAUAGAAGCUGCUGGAUGCUUCAGUUUCCUGCAAUUUGGUCUUAGCCAAGUAUGCCGGCCUGCUGGGAGAACUGAGCUGUAUUACGUGUCACCUGACAGUCCCCAAAUCUCAUCAGCCAAGCGUGCAGUGAUCCUAGCCCAUGCUGGCCUGGAUAUAAUUGAUGGAGAGAUCAAUUCUCUUUUGGGGAGUGAGAAGUAGGGUGGAAUGAUUUAUCCUUAUGUUUUUGUCCAUUUGUUUUGCCUUACUCAUUUUAAAGUGCAAUAAAGGAGUAUCUCAGGAUGGUAUCUUUAUCCUGAUGGACAGUUGCCCUCCCUGUGGCCCUCCUAAAGCAAGGGUGGACAAACACAAACUCCCUCAGUAUAGUUUUAUCACUGCUGGAGGUUCUGUUGGAACCAGGUGUCCCAUCACACCUUUAUUAUAAUCUGUUCGCCGUGUCGAAUCUAGUUAUGGAUCUGGGGCAGUUCCGUUGGUAACCUGGCAUCCCAACUCGCUGGUAACAUUUAAUUGACCAAAAGUUGAAGUGGCGUUCCCACUGGAGGAAAUGUGAAUGUUUUCCUACAAGCUCUGUAUUACCUAUCAUUAUACUUGUGUUUCAAGCUUUCCCUUCUUCAUCAACCAGGUGAAAUCCAGAGGAGAGUUACCCAGGAAGCACAAAUGCUGUUCUGAGCAGACUUGCUCAUGUGUUCCAAGUGUCAGCAGAUGUUAGGCUCCUCCUUCAGCUCUCCUUUGAAAUCCACAGCCUGUCACUUCAGCUCUACUGGAGUCCCACUCCAGUCCCUUUUCUGGCUCCUCCCACUUCUACCUGUUGCCCCAGCUUGAAAACAUCCACAUGAAUGAUGCUACAAUUCCCUGAGGUCAGCCUGGAUCUGGGCCUCCUGCCCACAAUAACAUAAAGGCUUUGAGUCCCUGAUCCGUUCCAUCCCCACGAACAGUGUUGCUGCUGGGCAACAGUAUUGGCUUCUGUUAAGUAUCCCCUUCCCUCCUCACCCACCCUGAAGCCACCACUUACAGGGGCGUACAAUGAAAGGUUCAGCUCAAGGGGUGGUACCUGAGGAUGUGCCAUGCCCCCAGACCAGCUGCUUUCUUUAGAGUUCCAGGAUGAAGUCCCUGGCAGUAGCAGUGCCUCCGCAGGAGGGGUGCUGGGUUCUAGCCCCCUCACUGAGAGGUCAGGGACAGGGUCAGUAUUGUGGGCACGUGCAUAUCUUCCCAAAUUCUCUCACAGUCCCUGCAGGGACGCCCUGAAUUAUUUUGGUUUGUUCCUAGUGCUACUUUUACAAAAUACACUUUGUAGAAUUGAUUAGAUUACCUGUUUAUUUAAUGUGAGUUUGUGCCUUUUUGUCUCAAUCUUCCAAUACAGGUAUAUUGGGGGAAAAAAGCAGUCUAAUAAAAUCCUAGACAGAG